GAGAGAAGUUGAUGAAAACGGUGACAAGGGAAAGCGACGCGCACAGGUUGUGCCCAUCGUGCGUCGUCGCCAGCCACAAGAAUGAAAGCGUGCCUUGCCCGUGUGAACCCCUCUUCAAAUGCAAAUCGUCCAAGUGUGACAUCUCCGAAAUUGCGACCCGUUGAACCCGUCGGCUGGCCGUCGGGUUCUAACGAGAUGAGGGCGUUUCUGUAUUAGGAUCUUCCUCAAGUGAUCGGAGAAGUCCUUUUGGGUUUGCCGUCAUGUUGUGACCGACUGAUGAAUUUCCCACUCGGCGCAUAUAAAAGCGGAGGGGUGGAGGCAACCCGCCAAGUCCCGCCGUUUCCAGAUCCAGUCCAGUCUUUUCCACCACUUUUCCCUCCACCUUUUUUUUUUUACAUAUCUCAACUCAAAUCCCAAUGCAUCUCAAAGCCAAGUUCAUCGCCGUCGUCUCCGUCCUUGCCGCCUCUGGCGUGCUCGCGCAAGACCUGCCCACCAACAACGUCCUCGAGAACGUGAAGGCAUUCAACCAGGAGCAGGAUGAAGGACACAACACCUACCACAUUUCCACCGUCAACAAAUACGUACAGUACAUCGAGAGCAUCCUCGCGGGACCCGGCCCGAUCACGUUCUUUGCGCCUUCCGACCACUCCUUCAUUCGGUUGCAGCAGAGCAACCCGGAUUACCUUAAGGAGUUUUUGGCGUCGCCCAACCUGAUCAAUGCCACCCUUCACUACCACAUCACACACCAGAUCUACGACAUCGCCACCGCCGGUUUGGGACACACCACUAUCCCCACCGAUCUUUACCCGGGCACCAUUGACGCCAACAUCAUCCCCAACGACCCCGCCAAGAACCCCCCAGGAUGGGUCCCUGCCAUCUUGCAGGGCAGCGAGAACAUCUCGGCCACCAUUGUGCACACCAUGAAGUCCUCCAACGGAAUCCUUUACGUCAUUGACACAAUGCUGCGACCGGCGCAGGCGCUGCUGGACAACCCCAGGCCGUUUCCCACUUCCGCCAUCGUCACUUCCACUAGUACCAGAGCUGCUACCACUUCGCCCACCGUCGUAUCAACCACCCGUACAGCCACAGUUAGUGGAACCGCAGCUUCCUCAACCUCGAACAGCACCUCGGUAGACCCGGCAAAGCCCACUACCGCCACUGGUGCUAGCACCGGCGGCUCCAAGAACGGCGCGUCCUCUAGCACUCUUUCCGUGAUUGCCGCCGCUGGUGCCAUCCUUGCUGCGAUCUCGGUCGUUGCUCUGUAGACGGCUUACAUAUACCCACGCUCCUCUCUCCAUAGCCUAAUGCGGUUUGCCUUCGUCGCUUAAUCACCUUCAUGGAAUCUGGCAUUUCAUCCCCUCAUUACAUAACACUAGUAGAUAGAGAUAUCACCUAACUACCUUGUGAUCUAGUCGUCUUCUAUGUUAGUACGAUAUAGGUCAUCCUUAGUAAUGUUUACAGUCAUCAAAGCAACUGAAAAGAAAGAUAUUGGUUUCGGAACACAUUGCUGGGAACUUCAUGGGCAC
Molecule: messenger RNA, 1526 nt
Organism: Fimicolochytrium jonesii
Lineage: Eukaryota; Fungi; Chytridiomycota; Chytridiomycetes; Spizellomycetales; Powellomycetaceae
Exons: 3
Coding region: 417-1265 (282 amino acids)
Source: RefSeq, a predicted model, not a curated record